This is a messenger RNA of Salvia miltiorrhiza (redroot sage), 971 nucleotides long. RefSeq names its product psbP domain-containing protein 3, chloroplastic. Bases 12 to 851 code for a protein of 279 amino acids. The record is from RefSeq and is a predicted model, not a curated record. Gene Ontology annotation, cellular component: extrinsic component of membrane; photosystem II oxygen evolving complex; photosystem II. Lineage: Eukaryota; Viridiplantae; Streptophyta; Magnoliopsida; Lamiales; Lamiaceae. The transcript is spliced from 10 exons. Gene Ontology annotation, biological process: photosynthesis. Gene Ontology annotation, molecular function: calcium ion binding.
UUAUAGAGUUUAUGAAAAUUAUUACAACCAAACAAAGAGAUUCAAGAAAAUCACAAAAAUCAAUUUACAUCCCAACUUUUCUCCAACUGCAGCAAAAAUCAAUGGCCCCUAUUUUCUCUUUGCACUCUCAUUCCCUUCUCUCUCAUCCCUCAUUUUCACCUCCGCAACAAGAAAUAAGGAGGAACAAGAAUUCCUGCUUUAUCUGCUGCAAGAGCAAUGUGGUUGAUCAGCAAAAUCAAUGCGUGAGCGUUGGAGAUGAAUGCAAGAAGCGAAGGAGAGAGCUGCUGGUGCAGGCGGUUUCUGCUGUGUUUGCUUUUCCUACAGUUUCUUCAGCUGCAUUGGCUGCUGAAACCGCAUUACCAGAGGGUUUUCGUGUUUACACUGAUGAGGUGAACAAGUUUAAGAUCGCUAUUCCAGAAGAUUGGCAAGUAGGCACGGGAGAAGGAGACGGAGUGAGGGCGCUGAUUGCUUUCUAUCCACAGGAUGCCUCGAGUUCAAACGUGAGCAUUGCGAUCACAGGCCUCGGUGCUGACUUCACCAGAUUGGAGUCGUUUGGCAAAGUCGGUGAAUUUGCAGAGACUCUUAUUGGUGGUUUGGACCGAAGCUGGCAGAGGCCUCCCGGUGUUACAGCCAAACUCAUCGAUAGCAGAUCUGCCAAUGGGCUGUAUUAUAUAGAGUACACAUUGAAAAAUCCUGGAGAAAGUGGGAGGCAUUUGUAUUCGGUGCUUGGUGUAGCAAAUAAUGGGAUUUACAACAGAUUAUACACUCUCACCGGACAGUUUGUCGACGAAGAGGAAGAGAAAUUUGGUCCCAAGAUUCAAAAGGCUGUUUCAUCAUUCAGAUUAAGCUAACGAUUCAUCCAAGGCCAUUAUAUUGUGCUUGGUUGAUGUUAAGAGUUAAAUGUCAACACUAUAUCUCGUGGACACUCCGUUAUGAAAACAUUUUCUCCAGUGGAAGUUUUGUCCCAGAAA